Molecule: messenger RNA, 495 nt
Organism: Strongyloides ratti
Lineage: Eukaryota; Metazoa; Nematoda; Chromadorea; Rhabditida; Strongyloididae
Exons: 2
Coding region: 1-495 (164 amino acids)
Source: RefSeq, a predicted model, not a curated record
AUGCAAUCAAAAUUUAUGCUUUUUGUUUUUUUAACUCUCCUUUUUGCAACAUAUUCGGAAUGUCUUAAAUGUAAUAUGUACGUAAAAGUAAAAUCUUCUGCCGGUUUUGCAACUAUGGGAGGUAAUAAUGAAAAAAUUACUUGCGAGCGUGGUCAAAAGUGCGCGCUUUUUACUUUUGAAGACUUUAAAACCAAAGAAGGCUUCGUAGUAGCCUCGUGUGUUGAUGAAGAAAAUUGUGAGGGAGUACAAAACGGAAAGAAAGAAAAAGUUGAUAGUGACGAAUUUUUUGCAGAAAUGAGUAGACGUAAUAGGCAAAUGAUGAUACCUCCAAAAAAAACCACAUAUGAAGUAUCUGGAAAGUGUUGUAAGAAAAAUUUUUGCAACAAUCCUAAUAAAUCAAAUGACGAUGACGAAGAUAACUCAUCAUCUACAAAAAUGGCAAGAUAUUUUCUAGGACUAGCUUUACCAAUAAUAUUUUUAAAUGUUUUUUUAUGA